AUGAAGUACUGGUUGUUGCUGUUUUUGCAGUUGACUGUGGUGCGUUCCAUGGCCGUUGUGGUCAAUGAGCGUGCGCAGGUGUGGACGCUAUUGAGCUGGCUUGGUGGUAAUAAGCAUGAGAUUCUUACAGGUCUGUACCCGCUGGUCUCUGGUGUAGAUGAGCAAGCUGUUGGCGCUGGAAAGUUGGCACAAGAGUGUCGCGACAUUGUUAAGGGUAAAUACAAUGACCCUGAUUUUGCAGCAUUGUUCUACAAGUUUGCUCAGGAGUAUCCCAUGGGUUAUCUCAACGAUUAUGGAGUUCAACCAGGGUCUAAUUUUGUGGUUCUCAAUGGUGAAAACUACACCGAACCUGACAAAAUAUACUAUUUCAAAUCAGGGGAUCUUGCUGCGCAGGCUGCAGUAGAGGAUGCCACAAUCAUUGACUCCCAUGAUGUUGUAAUUGGAGAUGCCACUAACUCAGAUGGUGAAAGACUGCCAUUGGUCAUAUUCUAUGGUUGUCCCGAUAAUGAGGAUGAGUACGAACAGUUUAGUAGAACCCUUUACCUCGAAGCUACUGAAAACAAGAAACUGAGAUAUGUCUGGAGAAGCACAUGCGUUCCGCAAAAGUCACAAGAUGAGAACAAAUUCCCUGUUGGUAUCACGGUAACAGGCUUGCAAACAAUUGAGAAUGUUUUAAACUCAGGAAUUGAAUUGGAUCUUCCUGACCGUGUUGCUCAGCCAAAAGCAAAGGAUUUAGAAAACCUGGUGGUUGAGGAGCUGGAAAAACUAGAUUAUAAGCUGAUUAGUGCCAUCUCUGUAUUCUUUUCAACUACAGGUCACAAUUUUGUUGAAACUUUUAAGUAUGCCAAAAAGUUGUGUAAUUCAUUGCCUCUGAUCAUGCCACAAAUGCUAAAGAUAAAGGAAUUUGAUACAUAUAUCAAUGAAUCUAAUAAGUCUUUGAAAAAGAAUAAUAUUGACCAUAAUAUGCUUGGUCUUUACGUUAAUGGACAGUAUUUGAAGAUCACUCAGACAUAUAUAAAUAGCCUGUUACAUGUCUUGAGGACUGAACUUGACUUCAUUACUGGGAUUCAUGAAACAUUAAAGAAAGCUAUCCCUGACGUUUCUCUUCAAAAUGUGAAAAGGUUAAUGGACUUAUUCUCUAUGUCCUCUAUUCCAAAUCUGUCGUUUUUACAGCCUGUUAAAGUAGAUACCCACAGAAUUCAAGGUUUUUCUGAAUCUGUGAUAUAUUUCAACGACAUAGAAAAAGAUAUUCAAUAUGAAGACUUCAGUGAAAACGUUGAAGUUUUCUUCAAAGAAUCCAAGUAUGGAAUUCUUCCGGAGUUUAAGCAAAACUGGAAUGAAUUGGUCUUUGUUAUUGACUUCGAUAAGAUUGAGGCCGAUGUUGAUGCUAGAGAAGCUCUUGGAGGGAUGUUGAGAGCAAUUCAAAUUGUACAAAAUGGUUACCCUCAAAGAAUUGGUUUGAUCCCAUUUUCAUCCUCUGGAAAUAAAAGAAUUAUAAGAAAGAUAUACGAACUAAAAAGUAAGAAGAACUUGGAGGAUGUAGUAGACUAUUUGCAAGAUAUUUUGGAACUAAACUUCGGUAGGGAAUCGAAUUUUAAAAAACUUCCUGAUUAUGAUCAUGUUAGAAAAGAGCUGUCAAUUAACUCAACUUCUAUCAUCAUCAAUGGAAAUAUCUUCCCAUUCAGAAAAAAUACUUGGAACUACUUGGUUUCACAUGUUAUGAAAAAGGAUGUAACUUAUAUUAAAGAAGAACUUGGGAAACUAAACAAGCAAACAGCUGAUGAUGUUGAUAUUAGAGGACUCCUUCAUUUAAAGUCGUUAUCGAAGAGAAAUACUAAAUUUAUAAAGGACUAUUUUAUUGAGGCUGCUUAUACUAGAGUGAAUGAAUCCUUUUUAAAAGAGAUUAGUAAUCGUGUUAUACAGAAUAUUAACGACACUGGUCAUAACAUAAUUCAUACGAUAACUCUGAUUGAUGACUUCAAUACCGAAAAUGCCUUAAUAAGAUUGAAGAAUAUUGUAGGUGUCAAAUUUAAUGGGUUGAAGUUUAGAGUUAUUCACACUGGGGAUAUUGGAAGCAGCUCCUGUUGGAAUAAAUUUUAUCAGGGUAAGAAUAUUGUCAAUGAAGUUUCAAAAAUUAAAUUGAAUAACAAAUGCAAAUCUUCUAAUGGCGUAGGCAAGUAUCGCUUGCCUAUUUUAACUAAAGUUUUACCAGACGUCAGCUUUUCUGAAUUGUCCAACGGUCCACUUUUAUUGGUUAAUGGGAGGGUCAGCCUUAUGAAUGAGGAGGACAUUCCCACCAUAUCAGAUAUCGAGUCUCUCUUAGUUCAUGAAAGUAAAAGAACAAUUGACUUACUAUAUAAUUUGGAAGAGGUGUUUCCAGAUUUUUCAGAGAAAACUAUUGAACCAGAAUUCAUUGAGUCUCUAUCAUCCUUCAUGACAAAAAUGUUUUAUCAUGGAGCCAACUCGAUUGAAGGUUCUCUUCCAUUCUCAACUGAGACUUCUGUUCCCAGAAUGAAUUUGAGAUCUUUGUUUGUUGCUAAUAAUAUUACCACUUUCAGACAACAUGCAGACGAAAAGCCUGUCGAUAUUACUUUGAUUGUUGAUCCCGUUGAAGAAAGAUCACAAAAGUUUUUGACAUUGGCCAAUCAAGUCAUGGAUUUACCGUUUGUAAAUAUCAACCUGAUAUUAUAUUGUACUCAGAAUAUUACACUUGUCCCAAAUAACAGAAUAUAUUUCGAAAAUAUGAGUAGCACGACAGUAUUGAAGAGUGGCGGAUUUGAAUAUACUUUGGAUAAACCAUGGUACGUUAGAACUGAUGAGCAUGAUAAAUUAUCUGGGCAUGUAUUGGAAGUUCAUAAUUAUGCAGCAGAUCAAAUGGUGACAAUUGGAAUAGUAGAAGGGGAGAGAGAUGUUUGUUUGAUGCUACGUGAUAGUAAAGGUAACAUUAUUGAUAAGACGACCACGAUGCGGACUUAUGGUUUUGCGGAAUUGACUAUUCCAAACCUUGGAGAUUCAUAUGUUGUUGAGUCCUGUGACAGUAGAUAUCGUGUCGAUUCGUAUGAAUUGAAUGCGAAAUCUGAUUAUACGCCAACUGAUAGAAUUCAUUGGAGAACAAAUUUACCAAACUCUCUCUUUGUCAAGGUCAGUAAGGUAAAAGAAAAGAAGGAGAUUAACCCAGAUACAGAAACUGUGAAUUUUUUUACUACCAUAGCUAAUCAUGAAGAGGAGGAACAAAUGAAGGAGACUAUGUUAAAGAUAAUAGCUACCACCGGGGAACGUCCUGUCACCUUCUAUAUAUGGGAUGAACCUAGUAUCACAGAGUCAUUCAGAGACUAUGGGCGUUUGCUGAACAAACUAUUACCUGGUAGAGAAAUUCACGUGGAAUUUGUAAAAUACGAAUGGCCACCCUGGUUAAGACCUCAACGUUUUAGACAAAAGAGACUGGCUAUUUCGAAGUUGCUAUUUUUGGACCUAUUAUUCCCAUCCAAUGUCUCUAAAGUGCUAUUGAUAGGUCCAAACAUGGAUACCUACAACUUAACCUCUGUUUACGACAUGACUUUGAAAAGAGCUAUUGCAAUGCCAAAGGCACAAGGUAAGGGUUAUUGGAGUGAAGGUCACUGGGCAGAGAAAAUUCAGAAGCACAGUUUAGUCUUCCACUCCGUUGAGCCCUUCAUUUUGGUUGAUUUAGAUGUUUUGAGAAGCCUAGGUGGUGGAGACUACUUGAGAAUCCACUACCAGCAAGUCUCUGCGGAUAUCAAAUCCCUAGAAGUUAUUGACCAGGAUUUACUGAACGACAUACAGAUAGAAAUGCCAAUACGUACUUUGAGAAAGAGUGCCUUGAAGACUGUAGAGGUAAGCACAAGAGAAAUGAAAAAGCUAAAGAGUAAGCUAAUCGCUCUAGAGAACGAUCCUAUUGACGUACCUGAGAGUAAAUCCAAGGGUGAAGAUGAAGAACAACAAUACUUUGACGACGAAUUAUAG
Nakaseomyces glabratus is the source of this 3981-nucleotide messenger RNA. RefSeq names its product Kre5p (gene KRE5). Gene Ontology annotation, cellular component: endoplasmic reticulum. Gene Ontology annotation, molecular function: UDP-glucose:glycoprotein glucosyltransferase activity. The record is from RefSeq and is a predicted model, not a curated record. NCBI's taxonomy places the organism in Eukaryota, Fungi, Ascomycota, Saccharomycetes, Saccharomycetales, Saccharomycetaceae.